Messenger RNA from Ostertagia ostertagi, 504 nucleotides. The record is from the annotation of a GenBank genome assembly. Lineage: Eukaryota; Metazoa; Nematoda; Chromadorea; Rhabditida; Trichostrongylidae.
AUGAAGAUGAUGAGGCGACAGUGGCUAGCGACAAACAUAGGACGACUGAAGAAAGGUUCAGAACAACCAGCGGUGUUCAGUGUGCGUCCAGCAGAGACUCCAACUGAGGAAUCUAAGAGCAAAACAGAGGAUCUGUGCUUCGGGUUCUUCGAGUCGGUAGGAAUAUCGAGUGAGAGCCGAAGUGUGCCGAAACUAUUGCGAAUAACUCGUGCAGGGAUCUGCAAAUGGCUGCUUCAUAAUAGGAGACGAACAGAGCCAGGAGCCAGAGAGCGGAAGCCAGAAGUAUCACCUCCAGAAAAGAGUAAACAUCGAAGCGCUUCUCGUAGCAAGAUAGUCGAGAGAAGCAGGUCACGGAAGAAAAGGGCAAAAGAAGGCAGUGGGAAGGAGAAAACAUCUGACAGAAAAUCGAAAAAAGACCAUCACAGUAUUGUAAAGUCGAGAUCCAAGCACAGGUCCUUCCUUCUAAAGAAAUCAAAAAUCUCUGCUAAAUCGAGAAGAGAAUAG